Molecule: messenger RNA, 384 nt
Organism: Clarias gariepinus (North African catfish)
Lineage: Eukaryota; Metazoa; Chordata; Actinopteri; Siluriformes; Clariidae
Product: histone H2B-like
Exons: 1
Coding region: 7-381 (124 amino acids)
Cellular component (GO): nucleosome
Molecular function (GO): DNA binding; protein heterodimerization activity; structural constituent of chromatin
Source: RefSeq, a predicted model, not a curated record
AGCACCAUGCCUGAGCCAGCCAAGACCGCCCCCAAGAAGGGCUCGAAGAAAGCCGUGACCAAGACCGCCGGCAAAGGAGGCAAGAAGCGCAGAAAGUCCAGGAAGGAGAGCUACGCCAUCUACGUGUACAAAGUCUUGAAGCAGGUUCACCCCGACACCGGCAUUUCGUCCAAGGCGAUGGGAAUCAUGAAUUCGUUCGUCAACGACAUUUUCGAGCGCAUUGCCGGUGAGUCCUCUCGUCUGGCUCACUACAACAAACGCUCCACCAUCACUUCCAGGGAGAUCCAGACCGCCGUGCGCCUGUUGCUGCCCGGUGAGUUGGCCAAGCACGCCGUGUCCGAGGGCACCAAGGCCGUGACUAAAUACACCAGCUCUAAGUAAAGC